AUGACGCGACUCCAAAGGUCUCUGGGCUUCUUUUUACUAAUUUCGAGCCUGGUGACUAAUUGUUCGACGCUGAAAUGCUACGAUUCCAGUUUGCAGUCACAAAACUGUGAAGCAAUUGAUUUGUGGUGUAUCAAAUUCAUUAAUGGCUCAACUAUAACACGCGGCUGUGCCAAUGUAUACGACUUUUGUACCGAUGAGGAUGCGGGGUAA
Messenger RNA from Caenorhabditis briggsae, 210 nucleotides. The transcript has 2 exons. Lineage: Eukaryota; Metazoa; Nematoda; Chromadorea; Rhabditida; Rhabditidae. The record is from RefSeq and is a predicted model, not a curated record. Bases 1 to 210 code for a protein of 69 amino acids.